AUGAUGCACUCUAUCAUCCGGUUAAUGGGUAUCAUGGGUCUUUGGAGUGGAAAUACCCCUACCUCCGAGCUAGCGUACAUCUAUCGCAACAGUAACGAUAUGAAGGGAACCAUCCGCGGCCUCAUUGAAGUUGUGUUCCUCACAAGAGGUGGAAUUCAACUUUUUAUCAUCAUUUCCUAUCAGGAGCUGCUGAAAGAGGUAUUCUACAACAUUGAGGCAACUAUGGACGCUCUUCGUAAGGAUUCCUCUCAAGCCGUUUAUAAACAACUUAUGUGGCUAGAGAAGUCGCCGGAUCUUCUUUUUAAAUGGUAUUUUGUGGCUUACGUAGGAGCUUACGUAUUUUACUCGGUUGUUCCAGUCCUGAUGACAACAGCGGUAUACAUUUUAAGUGAUUCUAAUCCGGCAUUCCCGGUUGUCAUACACGUUGAUUACGUUUUCUUCGACUAUCGAUCAAAUUUUUGGAUCUGGCUGGCCAUAUCGAUUUCACUCAUGGUGAUAAAUUUUUCUAUGACAUUGGAUUUUGUUGCACUUGACUGCUUCAAAUUUUGUCUGUUACAACAAACCUGUGGUCUCUUUCAAAUCGUUCGCAUCAAGAUCCAGGAGCUGCACGAAUUUCAUGAUUCGGCGAAAUUUCGAACGGACAUACUGAAAAUUCUUCAACUACAGGAAGUAGCAUACAGAAGCUCCAAGAAAAUUGAAAAAGCUUUAAGUACGUAUAUCUUCGUGCUGUAUGGCUUGUGUAUCGAGAUAUUAUGCAUGAUUUUGUUGAACCUAAUAAUUGCUUUUGAUGACAAGACUUUUAUACUGAAAAUGGCGUUGACAUUUAAUUUGAUUAUGUUUCAGAUAUUUUCUUACUCGAUGCUGGGCACCGAACUCGAAACGCAGAGUACUUCAUCAGCUCGCGCUAUUGCCGAUUUGCAGUGGUAUGAUCUGCUCAAAAAUAGAGGGCAAAGCUAUGCCAUUCAAUUCAUGAUGAUGCGGUCUCAGAAGAAAGCUUUUCUAACGGCUGGUGGUUUUUUUCCCGUAACCAGGAAUUCCUUCAUGUCGGCGUUGAAUAUGACGUACUCUUUCUUCACUUUAAUGCAGCAAAUGUACGGUUAA
Messenger RNA from Uranotaenia lowii, 1101 nucleotides. Its product is annotated as odorant receptor 49b-like. Gene Ontology annotation, biological process: detection of chemical stimulus involved in sensory perception of smell; sensory perception of smell. Gene Ontology annotation, molecular function: odorant binding; olfactory receptor activity. The record is from RefSeq and is a predicted model, not a curated record. The transcript is spliced from 7 exons. NCBI's taxonomy places the organism in Eukaryota, Metazoa, Arthropoda, Insecta, Diptera, Culicidae. Gene Ontology annotation, cellular component: plasma membrane. Bases 1 to 1101 code for a protein of 366 amino acids.